This is a messenger RNA of Salvia hispanica, 738 nucleotides long. Its product is annotated as insulin-induced protein. The record is from RefSeq and is a predicted model, not a curated record. NCBI's taxonomy places the organism in Eukaryota, Viridiplantae, Streptophyta, Magnoliopsida, Lamiales, Lamiaceae.
AUGGCAAAAAUUUCUGGAAUAAUUGUAAGCAUCUCUUUCUCUCUAUUCGCCUCCGGCUUCUUUCUCGGCCCCUUAAUUGACGGCCUACAUUCGAGAGUCAAUCUCGUCGUCUACCAAACCGGUGCCAUUGAUAUCGGCCCUCUCCACACCAACAUAUGGGUGCCUCCUUUACUUGGAGUGUUUUACUGCAGUGUGGGGGUGUUGCAGUUAAUCCUAGAUGAGAUGUUCUCUCCUAAUGAAGAGGGUAGUCUUGAUAAAGUAGUUGCUUCCCUUAUAGCUUUGGUUGCGAUAAUAGAAUUGAGUGCUGAAAUGUACAAAAGUGGAGUGGCGGACAAUAUUGAAGCCUACAUGUUAUUUGCCGGGGCUCAGCUUAUAUGGGCCUUGUUAGAUAAGACAACGCUUGGAUUCGCACUUGCUUCCCUCGUUGGUAUUGCUUGCCCACUUGCGGAGAUUCCCAUCGUCAAGUUAUGGCAUCUAUGGUACUAUCCCGGAGCUAAUGUUGAGAUUUUCGGAGAGGGGAUAGUGAGUUGGACCAUUGUUUGUUAUUUUGUGUAUACGCCCUUCUUGAUCAAUCUAGCCCGUUGGAUCAAAACUCUUCUUGCUUCUAAACAAGGAUCCUAGUUUUGUUUCUUACAACAAUCAUAUCCACAUCGAGGUGUAUAAAUGUAUGUAUGUCUUGCAAUGAAUUGUAUCAAAACAAUGUAUAAAAUUAUAAAUGAUAGCAGUUUUUUACUCCCA